Messenger RNA from Coffea eugenioides, 804 nucleotides. Its product is annotated as early nodulin-like protein 1. Gene Ontology annotation, molecular function: electron transfer activity. The coding region runs from base 1 to 804 and encodes 267 amino acids. Lineage: Eukaryota; Viridiplantae; Streptophyta; Magnoliopsida; Gentianales; Rubiaceae. The record is from RefSeq and is a predicted model, not a curated record. The transcript is spliced from 3 exons. Gene Ontology annotation, cellular component: plasma membrane.
AUGAUUGUCUCGAUUGGUGUGAUUGUGGAUAAUACGCGAGAAGGACACCUUUUGGCAAUGAGAGAAUCAAUGGAAGCUGACUUGAGAAUAAGCCCUGCGAGCAAAGAAACAGCUGAAGCUUUAGAGAAAGUCAAGGUUGAAGAUUGUGAAGCUGGAGCUAGCCACUCCUUCACCAUUUUCUUGGUGACUUUUCUAGGAUUUUUUCUCUCGGCAUCUCAAUCUUACACCUUCUAUGUUGGUGGCAGAGAUGGUUGGGUCUUAAAACCCAAAGAAGAUUACAAUCAAUGGGCUGGAAGAAACCGAUUUCAGAUCAAUGACACCCUCAUUUUUAGAUACAAGAAAGGCUAUGAUGAUGUUCUCGAAGUAGAUAAAGAUGAUUACUACAACUGCAACAAGGAAAACCCCUUUUUAGCUCUCAAAGAUGGGGAAUCAGUGUUCAAGUUUAACAGGUCAGGUCCAUUCUUUUUCAUCAGUGGUCAUGCAGAUAAUUGCCAGAAGGGUCAGAGGCUUAUCAUUGUUGUGUUGCAUCCAAGAGGCAAUCCUACCGAUGCUCCAUCACCAGUUGCGGCCAAUCCUCCCUCUCCUUCUCCUUCUCCGUCUCCUGCUCCGAUUUUCGCCCCGACUCCUUCACCAAUUAAGCCUAACACUCCUCCUCCUGCAGCUGCGAGUCCUCCUUCGCCAGUGAUCGUUCAGCCCUUUGCUCCUGCACCGUCUCCAUCUGCUGCAUCAAUUGCUUUUGGUGGCUUAAUUGGUUCUUUGUUGGGAAUAAGCUUCUUCUUGGUCAUAUUUGCUUUUGGUUACUGA